UUGGCAACUCAUUCUUUGGCAAAAGGAGCACCAUGGCGUGGACGGCGGCCAAGUGCUACAUGCUGAUCAUGGUGGUAGCCAAUAUCGUCUUCCUCGCCGCAGGAGGCUUCGUUCUCUACGCUGGCAUCUACCUCAAGACGGAACACUGGGCUGACAUGUUUGAAGGGGAUACGUUGAGCAAGGCACAAGGUCUGAAUGAGACGGUGUCAUGGGCAGUGCUUAUCUUCGCGUCCCUCAUCAUCGUCGCGGCCACCAUUGGUUUCUUUGGUGCAGUGUUCCGUGUGCGCUUCUUGCUCGUGAUUUACGCAAUCUUGUGCGCGUUGUCGGCGAUCGCGUUUCUCGCGAUCUCUGGUGGAGGAUGGUUCGUUUUUGCCAAAGCAUCGAGCUGGAAGGACAAGACAUAUCCUGCCGACGAAAAGCAAGAACGAGCGUUUGCAAACCGAUUCAACCAGGUGUAUUGCUACGCCACGGGCGCGAACCUGUGCAACAACGUCGCCUUCAGUGAUGCGAUCUCGACGCUGGCACCGAAUGCGACGGAAGACGUGCUGUCUCUCGUGCUGCACGCUCUCAAGGACAUUCUGACGGAAGCUGGCAUAGUUGGCAUGCAGAGUUUAUGUGCAAACUAUCGCCAAAAUGGCCCGGUCGCAGACCUCGCCAGCCUUGUCCCAUCAUUCAAGUUGGAUCCAGUUUGCACUGGGUGCGAAACUGCCAACCAGUUUUCCAACUUGAACUCUGUCUUUGCCUGGGCUAACGCUGAGUGUGCGCCCGACCCGGCGGCUCUCAAGUGGUGUGUUGGUAUGCUGAGUGCGAAAACGCAGGGGCCCGACGCCGAAGCUCCGUUUCGCAUCUGCCGCUCCAAAGUGUACGGCGCACUGACCAAGUGGACACCAAUUGUCGUGAUCCCGUUGUCCUUCGUCACAAUCGCACUGUUUUUCCUCGUCUUUGUCGCCUGUGUUGUCCAUCGGCGUGGCCCUCAAACAUCCAAGAACCCCCUGGACCAGUACAAGCGCGACAUCAUCCCGCCCACGGCCAAAAACAACCCUCGUGGAGGUCUCCCCGUCAUGCCGAACCCCGAGGCGCGCCUCAAGCCGCUUCAUGCGACCCCUGGCGCGCCCCACAUGUGUUAGAAUGGUGGAUGUCUGGACGAGUUGCUACGAUUCACGAAAAAUACAUUUAUUCCUCGUGC
This is a messenger RNA of Aphanomyces invadans, 1186 nucleotides long. RefSeq lists its product as hypothetical. The record is from RefSeq and is a predicted model, not a curated record. NCBI's taxonomy places the organism in Eukaryota, Oomycota, Saprolegniomycetes, Saprolegniales, Verrucalvaceae. Gene Ontology annotation, cellular component: membrane. The transcript has a single exon. The coding region runs from base 33 to 1127 and encodes 364 amino acids.